AUGUCCGCGGAAGCCCGGGCGGCGUACGGCGACCCCGCCCGCGAGUGCCUCUGCCCGCCCGCCUCUCCGCCGCCCCCGCCGCCCGAGGGGAGGGAGGCCAUGAGUGUGUCCAUGGGCGGCGUCAGCAGCAGCAGCGGCGGCGGCAGCGGCGUGGGCGGGAGUGUGGGCAACCCUGGCCGCCCGCACUUCUCCAUCAGCUCCAUCCUGGGCCUCGACACUUCACAGAGACUCCGCCCACACGAACCUCAGAGCCCCCCGCCGCCCACGCCCUACACUCACGCCCACAUCGUCAGACCUUCCUCGCCCGCGUACCACAAGAGAAGCCCUUCGCCGUCGCCACACUUCGCGCUCGCCAGAGAGGGGUCGGCGGAUCACGCCCACACGAGGUCGCCCCCGCAGCGGGCGGCGUCGCCCGCCUACCCGCUGUACCUGGGCGAGGGGAGCCACGAGGCCUCGGCCGCCCACACCCCCGUCGAGCACCUCCACUCCGCCCACGACGCCCCUUACACGCCCACGGAUGACGCCCUCCUGGACGACGACGAGGAGGACGACGACGUGGGUGGCGCGGAGGAGGCCCGCCCGCACGGCAUCGACAUCCACCACAACUCGGCCUUCGUCCGCCCGACGCCCCUGCAUCUCCGGCCCGACGUCGAGGGCGUGGAGGCCGUCACGUCCCUCGGCGGGGGCGGGGGCGUGGCGGGCCCUCUGGGGGGCGGCCCUCUCAACCCCGCCGCCCACCUGCCCCCCCUGUGGUACCCCCCGUGGGUGGCCGCCUUCAAGCCCACCUUCGGACUGCAAGCCCCCCGCCCUACCGGCCGGAGAUCGCGGAAGCCUGGCGUUGACCGGAAACCUCGACAAGCCUACAGUGCUAAGCAGUUGGAGCGGCUAGAGGCAGAGUUUAAGGUGGACAAGUACCUGAGCGUGUCGAAGCGCCUGGAGCUGUCGCAGGCGCUCAACCUGACGGAGACGCAGAUCAAGACGUGGUUCCAGAAUCGGAGGACCAAGUGGAAGAAGCAGAUGGCCGCCCGCAUGAGGCUGGCCCAGCGGCAAGGUCUCCUGCCGCCCCACCUCUACCCGGCCCUCCCGCCCAUCCCGCCCAUUCUCGGUCCCUACUACCCGCUCACGCCGCACACUCACGCCCACAUCGUGCCCCCGCCUCCCCUCCUCACGCCCAUGUCCCCGCCGGACCCGCCCUUCUCGUCAGCCCACGAUCCGCCCACGGCUUAA
Molecule: messenger RNA, 1227 nt
Organism: Penaeus indicus
Lineage: Eukaryota; Metazoa; Arthropoda; Malacostraca; Decapoda; Penaeidae
Product: homeobox protein engrailed-2-like
Exons: 4
Coding region: 1-1227 (408 amino acids)
Biological process (GO): regulation of DNA-templated transcription
Molecular function (GO): DNA-binding transcription factor activity, RNA polymerase II-specific; DNA binding
Source: RefSeq, a predicted model, not a curated record